This is a messenger RNA of Myxocyprinus asiaticus (Chinese sucker), 2593 nucleotides long. Its product is annotated as ankyrin repeat domain-containing protein 34B-like. The transcript has 2 exons. NCBI's taxonomy places the organism in Eukaryota, Metazoa, Chordata, Actinopteri, Cypriniformes, Catostomidae. Gene Ontology annotation, molecular function: protein binding. The coding region runs from base 61 to 1707 and encodes 548 amino acids. The record is from RefSeq and is a predicted model, not a curated record.
UCAGCUACAUUUAAAAGACCUAUAAUCAACUGAGCCACUGUAACAUCAGACAACACGAUAAUGGAGGACUCAACAGAGGUGCGGACAGACGGAAACUCCUUGCUUAAAGCUGUAUAUCUGUGCCGCCUGAGGCUGACACGCCUGCUUCUGGAAGGCGGAGCAUACAUUAAUGAGAGCAAUGAGAGGGGAGAAACACCACUAAUGGUGGCCUGCAAGAGCCACCAUGCCGAUGCUCAGAGUGUGCCAAAACCCAAGAUCAUCAGGUAUCUUUUGGAAAAUAAUGCAGACCCCAACAUUCAGGACAAGUCUGGUAAGACAGCCCUAAUGCAUGCCUGCAUAGACAGGGCAGGGGAAGAAGUCCUGUCCCUUCUGCUCUCCAGUGGAGCAGACCCUAGUUUGGAGGACCACACUGGAUCCUCUGCUCUGGUCUACGCAGUUAAUGCUGGAGAUAAGGAAUCACUGAGAGUACUACUGGACGCCUGCAAGGCCAAAGGCAAGGAAGUCAUCAUCAUUACAACAGAUAAACUACCCUCUGGAAGGCAAAUGACCAAACAGUAUCUGAACAUACCUCCUCCUCCAAAUCUUGAGGACCGGUUGCACUGUGCCCGUGCAUCAUGUAUGUCCCCGCCUGAAAUUAAAAUCUGUACCCCUCAUAUUUUGCCACCAACCAACAUCCAGUCUGAGAGUCUGGGCUCCACUUCAGCACUGUCCAUAUCUAAGCCAGGAUCACCAACUCAAGAUUCAAGCCCUUUGCACGCAGCUAGUGUUGCCAAGUUGCUGCAUCUACAGAGGCUUCACUCAGAGCCCUGGUUGAAGAUCCCUCCAUCUGUGCUCCUACAGCAAAGUAAGUCCUCAUCCCUGACAGAGGAGCUUCUGGAUAUCACCCCCGAAGAAGAGCUCUCUUUUGGGUACAAUGGUUGUCCACCUCUGCGGAGAGCAAUGGUUGCUAGGCAUCAAAGCAUUGAUGUCAAAGACUCUACCGGUCUGCUUAAAGGCUUAGAGAAAGCUGCUAAAAGUGAAAGAGAAAUAAUAAAAGACAAGAAAUGGCUUAAUAGAAAAAUGUCCUAUGAUGGUGAGUUACUACCACACUCUUCCUCACAGCAGAACCUCAAGCAGGCAUCUGUCUCGGACACUGCCCCUGUGGACAGAGACUCAGACUGUCUCCCCAAUUUGACAGUUUCAAGCCUCUGCAACGUGGUCCGUCGCCGCAACAUUGGAAUGGACCACUACAGCUCCGACUCUCAGUUGCCUCAAUUUGGGAGCCAACCCUCUGAAGACCAUGGCAAGGCUGGAGGAGGAACUGGGGGGAUGGAGAAACGCAAGCUUGUCACCAGCCGUUCCUCCACACUAUCUGGAUCCAGAGAGUCUUUGGAGAGUCUUGUCCAGAGGAGGACUCCUGCAAUGCUGGAGCGGAGGGGAUCCGGAGCACUUCUCCUGGACCAUAUCGCACAAACCCGGCCUGGUUAUCUACCACCUCUCAAUCCACAUGCACCCAUACCAGAUAUCAAAGUCAAUACCAGUAUCAGCCUCAAUAGUGGAAGUAAACUUGUGGCAGGAACUUCACCAAUUGUUCCAGGAUCGAGGCAUUUUGUGCCCUGUGCCCCAAGCAAUCCUAGAGAUCACAAGAAGACUUUGCUAAGACGACACUCCAUGCAAACUGAGCAGAUCAAGCAGCUGGUCAAUUUUGAGGAGAUCUUUGGACAGUAAAAAUCACAGAAGAUAAUGGUAAAUAUAGAAGUAUGAAGAAAUGCUCUAAUGUCAUAAAAGGGAAACAUUUUUAUAAUUUACUGUAUACAGAGUCUGAAAUCUGAACAAGACACAUUUUAGAUUAAAACAGGAAUAACAAUGAUCUCAACUACUGCCCUAAAUGCACUUUACAAACUGGACAAUGGGAAUGGCCCGAAAUGUUCAAUUCCACCAUUAUAAAUUUACUGCACUUUACUGCUGUUCCUUGUGCUCUCAGUCUUUAGUGCACUGAAUCAGAAUACUGAAACUUUGCUGCUGUUCAAGGUACUGCUUUCACUCUAAACUUGAUUCAUGUCUUUAUUGUCUUUGUAUUUACAAAAGACAAUAUGUACUGACUUGUAUUCACCUAUUUACUAUAUGUAUACUGAAAUGUCUUAUGUAACAGAACAUAGUAGUUUCAGUUUUUGUGUGUAUAUGUUAUAAUAAGCAUAACAUUUAUUCUAUAAGGUUAUGCAUAUGUGAUGACAAUUCAAAUGUGCAAAAUGUUACAAAAUGCAAAUAUAGAUUAAAAAAAUAUAGCAUUUCUCUGGGAUUUAUAUUUUUCUCCCUCUAUACAUCAAUAAGUUAACUAGGCUUCAGACAACCAAAUAAACUUAUAUUUAAGACUUAAAUUUAAGUCUUUAAUACAGAGUACAUAGGAUGUAUUCACAUGUCAAUGUGCAUUCACGUUUAGUAUUUUUACUUUUCAAAGUACAUUUCAGUAAUUGCUUUUCAUUUAGGAGUAGCCAGACAGUCCGCUAAACUGUGUCCUCUGUGAUAUUAAAGAUCAUAGUAGAUCCUGGUUUUCCUUAAGUUUUGCCUGUAGGGUAACAGAUCCUCCACUUUAAGAACAUCAUUCUUGCCUGUC